CCUCUUAUCAUCGCAUCCCAACCGCAGUUGCACAGAAGGUGCUUCUACGAUCAUUCAAGCUCACUCUCAUAAAACGUAUAGUCUUUAGAAGUUUGUGUGGUUUUCUGUACUGUUAUACUGUAUUCCUUUUUACAGAAAAAGUGGCAAAACAAUUUUAAAAUGAAUUUAAUGAUCACAAUUCUAAUUGCUCUCAUCACAGUGGUUCGUGGUGACCUAUCGGUUCCUAAAACUGUGGAUGAUAUUCUUCAACAAAACCCAUGCCUUUGCCCGUGCAAACCAUUCGAGGAGAAAGAAUACUUCAUUCCCAUCAGUCGGACGAGCGACUGGUUUGGUGCCGUUGCCUACUGCCACAGCGUUGGCAUGGAGCUGGCCGAGGUGCUGAACGAAGACGAAGCACGAGCCAUGGGCGAAGUGAUCGCGGAGGAAGAAUCCGACUCGGAUGACGAGUUUUACUGGAUCGGAGCGAAUGAUCUCGGCGUGCAGGGUACUUACCGGUGGGCAUUAACUGGACGGCCAGUGUUGUACAGCCAAUGGGCUGCAGGUGAACCGAACCAUGCUCGCGGUGAGAAUGGCCAACAGCCCGCUGAACGAUGCGUCGCUGUUGCGAUGGACAAGUACGAGUGGAACGAUUUCCAAUGUACGCAGCAGAAGCCGUUCAUCUGUCAACAGUUCCGAAAACAUUGAAAAGUGUGAAUAAAUCGUGCGUUUUCUCGGUAGAAACAUUUGAGGAGUUUA
This is a messenger RNA of Anopheles arabiensis, 735 nucleotides long. Its product is annotated as C-type lectin 37Db-like. The transcript has 3 exons. The coding region runs from base 160 to 684 and encodes 174 amino acids. The record is from RefSeq and is a predicted model, not a curated record. NCBI's taxonomy places the organism in Eukaryota, Metazoa, Arthropoda, Insecta, Diptera, Culicidae.